Cooperia oncophora is the source of this 771-nucleotide messenger RNA. Lineage: Eukaryota; Metazoa; Nematoda; Chromadorea; Rhabditida; Trichostrongylidae. The record is from the annotation of a GenBank genome assembly.
AUGACAUCACUUGACGCUUUCGCCAUCAUAAACAUUUCCAUGGCAGGAGCUGUUGCAAUCAGUCACAAUCUUGAUUGUCUGGUCAUUGCUGACAUAUGCUCAACAUUUCUGCAAAAGGUGACGAAACUUCAAAUUGGGUUGAAUCUGUUGCAAAGAUGCAAGACGGCCCUGAUCCUGCUGGUUACUCCACUCGCUUUCAGUCCUUUAGCGUUCUCUCCUGAGUCGGAAUGGCGAUGUGCGUUCUGUGUUGGGGUAAUGGCUGUCUACUGGAUGACUGAAGUGUUGCCGUUGGCCGUGACAGCUAUGCUUCCAGUGAUUUUGUUCCCGCUGACAAAUGUGAUGGAUAGCAAAGAGACCGCACUGCAAUUCAUCAAUGACACGAACUUCUUGUUCAUCGGCGGUUUGAUAAUGGCGGCUGCUGUCGAGAAGUGUGACCUUCACGAACGUGUUGCUUUGUCAGUACUGAAAAUGGUUGGCGGUGAACCAAAAUGGAUCAUGCUGGGCUUCAUGACUGUCACGGCUUUAUUAAGCAUGUUCAUUUCAAAUACGGCCACCACUGCGAUGAUGGUACCGAUUGGCCAAUCGGUAAUCGGUCAACUUGUGGCGUCGUACAACGCUCAUCCGGAAAAUGGUGUUCGCGAUCGAGCAGCGUGUAAGCGGAUGUCAACAGGAUUGAUGCUGUGCAUCUGCAUAGCGGCAAACAUUGGAGGUACUGGGACGAUCACUGGAACGCCAAGUAACCUGGUCAUGAUCGGAUCUUUGAACCAGUGA